This is a messenger RNA of Tarenaya hassleriana, 1182 nucleotides long. RefSeq lists its product as uncharacterized. The transcript has a single exon. Bases 1 to 1182 code for a protein of 393 amino acids. The record is from RefSeq and is a predicted model, not a curated record. Lineage: Eukaryota; Viridiplantae; Streptophyta; Magnoliopsida; Brassicales; Cleomaceae.
AUGGCUCUACCUCAGGGUUACACGGCUGCUACAGGUGAUUCUCUUCCCCCAAACGCUGUCUGUCGUUUACAUAAAUCCCUGUACGGUUUGCGACAAGCUUCACGGCAGUGGUAUAUUACCUUUGCCCGAGUUUUGACGGCCGCCGGUUUUACUCAGUCACAAGCUGAUCACACGCUAUUUGUUCGAAUGUCUGGUUCAUCUUUUGUGGCUUUACUCGUCUAUGUGGACGAUAUCAUCAUCACUGGCAAUGAUGAUUCUGCUAUCCAGAAUUUAAAAAGCCUUCUCGGCAGAACUUUUCACAUCAAGGACCUUGGUUGUUUGAAGUACUUUCUGGGAUUGGAGAUUGCUCGUUCGCGGACCGGCAUCGCUGUCAACCAACGCAAAUACUGCCUGGAAUUGAUUGAGGAUGCCGGCUUACUCGCCUGUAAAUCAGCUUCCACUCCGCUAGAUCCCAACUCUCGUCUGACAAAAGGAUUGGGAGAACCGUUGUCGGACAUUACUAGUUAUCGACGACUAGUUGGCAGACUUCUGUACCUCACACUCACUCGACCAGAUAUUACCUUCGCCGUGCACAAGCUGAGUCAGUUUCUCUCUUGUCCAACCACAGUUCAUCUUCAAGCUGCUCAACGUGUCGUGCGUUACUUAAAAGGGAAUCCUGGCCAAGGUCUACUGUAUUCAGCCACAUCUGACAUUCGUCUGAAUGCCUUUGCAGAUGCUGAUUGGGCCUCUUGCCCCGACUCUAGACGGUCGACUUCGGGCUUCUGUGUUUUUCUCGGUGAGUCUCUUAUAUCCUGGAAAGCUAAAAAGCAAACAACCGUCUCACGUAGUAGCACCGAAGCCGAAUACAGAUCCCUAGCAAACGUAACUUGCGAGCUUGUCUGGUUACAUAAUUUGCUCAGUGAUUUACACGUUGUUGCUUCUGGCCCUGCAACAUUGUACUGUGACAACAAAUCUGCCAUCUACAUUGCUUCAAAUCCGGUUUUUCACGAGCGGACAAAGCACAUUGAUAUUGACUGUCACCUUGUACGGGAGAAACUUCAAUCGGGUUUUCUGAAGAUGCUCCAUGUUCCCUCACACAAUCAGCUGGCCGACCUCUUUACCAAACAGAUGCAACCUGCUCUGUUUUCUGCUCUUUUGCGUAAGCUUCAUCUUUCAAGCCUCUAUCUACCGAUUGCGUCUUGA